UUAGAGCCGACUCGUUCGCGAACGACCCAUCACUAAUACUCAGCGGUUUGACUGGAAUAACAAACUGUUCAUCAACACAGGUCGGAGAAGCCGAAGAUUCCACCGGAAGUAGCUUUCUUGUUUACAGCAGUUAGCUAAGGUGUUAGCUAGUUAGCAAAGUAGCUACCGGUAGAUAUAUCUAGCUAACAUAAAAGAGGAGGAUGAGCAGCUCGGAGGAGGUGUCCUGGAUCUCCUGGUUCUGUGGCCUGAGGGGGAAUGAGUUUUUCUGUGAGGUUGAUGAGGACUACAUUCAGGACAAGUUUAACCUGACAGGGCUCAAUGAGCAGGUGCCUCACUACCGCCAGGCCCUUGAUAUGAUCCUGGACCUGGAGCCAGAUGAGGAGCUGGAGGACAACCCCAACCAGAGUGACCUGAUAGAGCAGGCAGCAGAGAUGCUGUACGGGCUGAUCCACGCACGCUACAUCCUCACCAACAGAGGCAUCGCUCAGAUGCUGGAUAAGUACCAACAAGGGGACUUUGGCUAUUGCCCAAGAGUGUACUGUGAGAAUCAACCCAUGCUUCCUAUUGGUCUGUCAGACAUCCCAGGUGAGGCGAUGGUGAAGCUGUAUUGUCCAAAGUGCAUGGAUGUGUACACCCCCAAGUCCUCCCGGCACCACCACACAGACGGGGCCUACUUUGGGACAGGCUUCCCCCACAUGCUAUUUAUGGUUCACCCAGAGUACCGGCCAAAACGACCUGCCAACCAGUUUGUGCCAAGGCUAUAUGGCUUCAAGAUCCACCCCAUGGCUUAUCAACUCCAACUCCAGGCUGCCUCCAGCUUCAAGAGUCCUGUGAAGGCUAUUCGCUAGAACUUACACACCCGGCCGGGAAAGAUACAUUUUGACUUGGUUGGAAUGAAAGCAGUGGAUUAUGUAGCUCAAUAAAGGCUUGUUAAAAACACAUUCUGACAGAUACAAUACAUACAUGUAGAUCAGGGAUGGGAAACUCCAGUCAUCGUAGGUCGCAGUAUUACCCCAUUCAUAGCAAGCACAGCUGAUUCAACACAUUGUAUUCUAAACUGAUGAUCAUGAUUAGUUAAUUAUUGGAGUCGGGUGUGUUAGCUGCAGCAAAAAUAUGACACCAAUCAGGCCCCAGAAGGACUGGAGUUGACCAUCCCUGAUGUAGUUAAUGUUGACGUCCGGACCAGGCCAUCAUCUGUUACACAGGAUGCUCUUUGGUGAUUGGCUCCCUCUGUGCUUUAGCCUAUCAUAACCCUACUGACUACAAUCGUGCAACUUCCCCUCUGCUUGACAGGACCCAAUCUUUCGAACCUUUUUUCAGUUCGGCUCGCUAAGGCAGGGUUUUCCAAACUCAGUCCUGAGGCCCCCCUCAGGUGCACGUUUUGGUUUUUGCCCAAUUCUGAUCUUUUGCCCACGUAUUGUCAAAAGAGCUGAUGUGAUUGGUCAGAGUUGGGCAGCCUGUGUGAGCACAUCCUAAUACCUGUUGUCACACUACCAUGCUGACCUGCACAGUAUUGGGCUGGCUCAGAUACAUUCUCUACAUGGUUGCCUUUCCCGCCUGGUUCCAUUACCGAGGGUGGACACAUAACUUAGCAGUGUGGAAAGGCUGAUAUAAAACAAUCUUCAAUGAUUGGCUGAGAAUCCAAUUAACAACCAGUUUGAUAUGUAUUAUAGAUUCCCUAGAGAAUGGAUGCUGCACAAAUUAAAUUGAAGACAGAGUUGAUUAGAUGUAUAAGCUAUGUUCUCAGGGUGAAUGGCAACAUGGGUUUGCUUUGUGCUGACAUAAAAUACCAGUGCUGGGACACUCACUGUCCCAAAGUGAAAAUGUUCGGGCCACUUAAGCCAUCAUUAGUUGUGAACAUGUCCAUGACAGAGCAGAGUUGUCUCUUGACUGGACACCGAGACGCAUGGUUUCUCUUGCAUUGGUCUGUUACAAUAUUAAGUGGUAUUGAACACACAGGUGGAUGUCUUUCAUGUUGAUAACCUAUAGCUACAACCAGUUUACAUUAUGGUACUACAUUUUACAUUAAUAAUGUUUUUUUUCAGUCUACAACUCCAGUGGUAAUGCUAUUAUUGAUUUUCUGAAGUCUGUAUGCAAGCAUCUGGAAUUAAGAGUUAAUAAAAUUUUAUUUCUUACAA
Messenger RNA from Oncorhynchus nerka (sockeye salmon), 2138 nucleotides. RefSeq names its product casein kinase II subunit beta-like. Lineage: Eukaryota; Metazoa; Chordata; Actinopteri; Salmoniformes; Salmonidae. Bases 201 to 848 code for a protein of 215 amino acids. Gene Ontology annotation, cellular component: protein kinase CK2 complex; cytoplasm. Gene Ontology annotation, molecular function: protein kinase regulator activity. The record is from RefSeq and is a predicted model, not a curated record. The transcript is spliced from 7 exons.